Messenger RNA from Dermacentor albipictus, 1445 nucleotides. Its product is annotated as glucoside xylosyltransferase 2-like. The record is from RefSeq and is a predicted model, not a curated record. Gene Ontology annotation, biological process: protein O-linked glycosylation via N-acetylgalactosamine. Lineage: Eukaryota; Metazoa; Arthropoda; Arachnida; Ixodida; Ixodidae. Gene Ontology annotation, molecular function: UDP-xylosyltransferase activity.
AGUGGGUAUGAGCCAGGUGACGAAAGCUAGGUUAACAGCUGGACGUGUGCAACUUGUGUACAUGGAUACAAAUGGAACGAAGAAAUACGCGGGACGGAAAAUGCGGAGAAUAGCGCAGCCUCGGAUUGAGAGAUGCAUGGCCUUUUGUUACGCGGGAUUCUUCGUGCUCUUCUUCUUCAUAAUGGUGGUGGAAGACGCACGCGAACGCCGCAACCGCAGUGAAAGCGUAACCAUUGUGUUUGUAAUUUGCAAAAACCAAUACGACGACGGCCUCAUCGCUGUGAAAUCAGCGAUCGCCUACUCCAAGUCUCCGCUGCGCAUAAUCAUCAUCACUGAUGACAUCGGCCAGAAAGAUAUGCUUAAAGAGGUUGGUUCGUGGCCAGGAGAGAUCACAAAGCGUGUUCGCGUCGACAUCCAUCCUCUACGGCUGCCGGACACGUACAACUUGGCGAACGCGCUUGGACCGUGUGCCGCGCAGGAACUGUUCCUUGCGAGCGCACUUCCGCAUGAGGGCGCGGUCAUCUACGCGAACGCCGAAAUGGUGUUCCUUCAUCCGGUCGAGAACCUGUGGAGGAUACUGGCCGCCAUGGACGGACUCCACUUGACCGCCAUGGCGCCAGAAACGGAGAGCGCUGCCCGCAUUUGGUACCAGUUCAUGAGAAAGGAACCACCACCGCUGCCUUUCGGUAUGACCUCGGGCCUGGUGCUCAUGAACCUGACACGCAUGCGUGAGUUGGGCCUAGAGCAACGCCUGACAGAACUCGACCGAGAGACUGCGGCUACCGGGCGUCGAGGGGACAUGCUAAGCAACCUCUUCACCGGACGCCCCGAAGCUCUGCGGACAUUCAGUUGCUGCUGGCACUUCCACUCGGGCCACUGCAACGGAUCUGCGCUGUGCAUAGACGGGCCGGUGGCCGCUGUUCGUGGAUCGCAGCAAGUGCCGGCGUUCGCGGCGCUGCGUGACGCCAUGCGACAGUAUGUGCUGGGCGGCAGCCUCGAGAAAGAGUUCGUCGCUCCACUGAGCGCGCGCCUCGACAGUAUGAUGCCAUCCAACUGCUCAAUGCACUUCAAGAGGCAACUUCCCAUAUGGCUGCAAGUGGCCCGCCACGUCGACAACGAGUUGGUGCCCAUAACUCUCGAUCGCAACCUCUUGCGCUUUCAACACCCGCCGCUACCGGGACAGUGAAAGCGGACCGAGGCGAUCGGACCACGUGAUGAAUCGAAGCGAGCUUGCGCCUCCCUGAUGGUGCGGCCGUUCCAAAAAAGAGGGCUCCUAUGCUUGGAAGCGUUACAUGCUGCGCUCGCGCUAUAAAAAUUCCAUUGAAUCUUCAGAGAACACUUUUUAUGUUUACGCGUCACUGCUGAACACAGGCGUUAGUGAAUUAUGUGGUGUGAUUUCAUUUUGCUCGCAGAAAUUGCAUUAUAAAGGCUAGUGAUUUUCUGGA